AUGCCUGGAUUUGUUUCACCAUUAUCAAAAGAAGACAUUAAUCGUUUCUCCAGACAAUUAAUUCUCCGUGGAUUUGGUGUUGAUGCACAGAAGAAAUUAAAAAGUGGUAGUGCCCUAAUAAUUGGUGCAGGUGGCUUAGGAUGUCCAGUGGCUAUUUAUUUGGCUGCUGCUGGUGUUGGGAAGAUAGGAAUUGUUGAUCAUGAUGUAAUUUCUAUUGAUAAUCUUCAUAGACAAGUAGGACAUAAAGAAAAAAAUGUUGGAAUGAAUAAGAGUAUAUCGUUAAAAUCUUUUAUUGAAUCAUUAAAUCCAACAAUUGAAGUUAAAGCCUAUGAAACUUUGAUAUCAUCGAAAAAUGUCAAAGAAAUCAUGUCUGAGUAUGAUGUUAUAGGUGAUUGUUCUGAUAAUGUUGUUACAAGAUAUCUUUUAAAUGAUGCUUCUGUUUUGUAUAAGAAAAUAUUAGUAUCGGGUUCAGCAUUAGGAUGGGAAGGCCAACUAACUACAUAUAGUUAUGAUAAAAAUUGUCCCUGUUAUAGGUGUUUGUUUCCUGUUCCACCACCACCUGAAAGUGUUACAAAUUGUAGUGAGGGAGGCGUUCUAGGUCCAAUUGUAGGAGUGAUUGGUUCAAUGGAAGCUUUAGAAAUUAUUAAAAUUCUCAGUGGUUUAAAACCUAACUUUGCUGGAAAGUUAUUUUUAUUUGAUGGUAUGGAUGGAGUCACAAGAAAUAUUAAACUGAGAGGAAGAAAUAAUAAUUGUGUUGUUUGUGGUGAUGAUCCAAAAAUAAAAGAACUCAUAGAUUAUGAAGUUUUUUGUAGUGCAACGGCUACUGACAAAAUUUUGAGCAUCAACAUUCUUGGAGAAGAUGAAAGAAUUGGUGUUAAAGAAUUAGCUUCAUUGGAUGAAGAGAAUUAUGUUUUAAUUGAUUGUAGGAGCAAAGAAGAAUUUGAAAUUUGUCAUCUAACAAAUACAUUUAAUAUUCCAUUAAGAGAAAUUGACAAAAUUACUUUGAAAGAUAUUGAACAAAAGACAAAUAAAAAACCACAUAAUAUUUUUGUUAUUUGCCAUCGUGGAAAUGAUUCUCAGAAAGCUGUAGAAAAGAUGAAAUCAAAGAUAAAUGACAAAAGUAUUGUUUUGAAAGAUGUGAUUGGUGGAUAUGAAGCUUGGAAUCAGCUUAUAGAUAACCAAUUUCCUACAUAUUAA
Messenger RNA from Strongyloides ratti, 1197 nucleotides. RefSeq names its product Adenylyltransferase and sulfurtransferase MOCS3. Bases 1 to 1197 code for a protein of 398 amino acids. NCBI's taxonomy places the organism in Eukaryota, Metazoa, Nematoda, Chromadorea, Rhabditida, Strongyloididae. The transcript has 2 exons. Gene Ontology annotation, cellular component: cytosol; cytoplasm. Gene Ontology annotation, biological process: tRNA wobble position uridine thiolation. Gene Ontology annotation, molecular function: thiosulfate-cyanide sulfurtransferase activity; URM1 activating enzyme activity; adenylyltransferase activity. The record is from RefSeq and is a predicted model, not a curated record.